AUGGCAAAGAAAGAAGACAAGCCAUUUUGCUGCUAUGGUUGCCUUCUUUGUCCAGAAGGCAAAAUUUCAAACCAAGAGAAUAUGGCUGACUGUUUGAAAUGUCCAGAAGAUCAUUAUCCAAACAAUUACCAAAACUUAUGUAUUCCAAAAUACAUGCAUUUUUUGUCAUAUGAAGAACCUUUAGGGUUUACUUUGGCCACUUUUGCUCUUUCGCUUUCUUUUAUUACAUUUCUUGUGUUAGGAACAUUUUUCAAAUACCACACGACACCAAUAGUCAAAGCAAACAACCGGAACCUCACAUAUAUUCUACUUAUCUCUCUCCUGCUUUCUUUCCUUUCUCCUUUAUUAUUUCUUGGCCACCCUAAAAAGGUUACCUGUCUACUUAGACAAACUGGUUUUGGUAUCAUCUUCUCUGUGGCUCUAUCUUGCAUAUUGGCAAAGACCAGCAUGGUGAUUCUUGCUUUCAGGGCUACAAAACCAGGGUCUGGGUUAAGAAAAUGGAUAGGAAAUCAGUUAGCUAUCUCCAUAGUCCUUUUCUGCUCCUGUAUUCAAAUCAUUAUUUGUCUUGUGUGGCUAGCCAGGUCUCCACCAUUCCCAGAUUUUGAUAUGCACUCAGUAAUACAUGAAAUUACCCUUCAGUGCAAUGAUGGGUCUGUUUCCAUGUUUUAUUGUGUCUUGAGUUAUAUGGGUUUCCUGGCUAUUGUCUGCUUCAUGGUGGCCUUCCUAGCUAGAAAGUUGCCAGACACUUUCAAUGAAGCCAAGUUUAUCACCUUCAGCAUGCUGGUCUUCUGUAGUGUUUGGGUAUCUUUUGUUCCAACCUACUUGAGCACCAAGGGGAAAUACAUGGUGGCCGUGGAGGUCUUCUCCAUCCUGACUUCCAGUGCUGGGUUACUCAGUUUUAUCUAUUUUCCCAAAUGUUUCCUCAUUAUUCUGAGGCCUUCUAUGAAUACAAGGGAACAACUAAUAAAAAGAAAACAUUGA
Molecule: messenger RNA, 981 nt
Organism: Python bivittatus (Burmese python)
Lineage: Eukaryota; Metazoa; Chordata; Lepidosauria; Squamata; Pythonidae
Source: RefSeq, a predicted model, not a curated record